AUGAACUCCGCUGUGAUCUACAUGGAGGAGAAACUCUCUGAUUUCUUUGGAGGGGUCGGGCUCUACGUUGCAGUCUACCCUGCUCGGUCGAUAUUGCUCUCUCUCGCCAUAUGCUUCAGCCUGCUGUACGGGACAAAGAUGAUCGAGGCAGAGAACUCAGCGGAGGUGCUGUACUCGCCUUCCAAAGGCAACAGAGCAAGAGAAGAGAGAGACCUGUACCGAAAAUAUUUCCCAACUAGUCGCAAGGCAGCCCGAUACAGUCAGGUGGUGCUCUACUCAAAGGAGGAGGGAGGAAACCUGCUGGACGCGGAGACGAUCGGGCAGAUAAGGAGCAUCCACGAGGCUAUCGUGAGGAUGGAGGUUCGAAACGCCUCAUCGGCAGAUGGGGAGGGCAAGGUUGCCUUCAAGGACGUGUGCCAACGGUUCAAGUUGCCUGGGUAUCCAGACUCUUGCAAGUUCGUCGGAGUCGUGGAGCUCAAGGACUCAGAGAUCUUCAACUUGCCUCCUACGUGGCUCUCCUUGACCCCUUACGGGGACAUCCCUGUAGCCACGUUUGCGGGAGGACGGGAGACCUCUGCGAAUGGUAGCAGGUUGCAGCGGGUUGAGGGGUGGAAGCUUUACUAUCAACUCAGCACAGAGGUGUCAGCUGAGGUUUCGAAUCUGUGGGAGAACUCCUUCUUGGAUCUGAUCGAGUCGGCCAGCCAGAGCUUGCCUCCCUCCUGUCGCUUCAAGAUCGCGUACGAGAUAUCGAGAUCGAGCCAGAUGGAGUUGUCCAAGAGCACCAGCGGCGACACGAUCCUCCUGGUAAUCUCCUUCGUCGCCGUAUCCCUCUUCGCCUUCGUCGUCAUGCACUCCUUCAUGGACAGGGUCGCGUCCAAGGGCGCUCUUGGCCUCUGCGCCUGCCUGUCCGUCUUCCUGGCCAUCGGAAGCGCUUUCGGGCUCAUGGGGUACUGCAGGGUCAAGUACAACCCCGUCGUUGCCUUCGUCUCCUUCCUGCUGCUGGGGCUUGGAGUGGACGACUCGUUCGUGCUCGUGCAGGCGUACCACUACUCUGCUGCGCACCUCCCAGCCGAUGCGAGCGUGCAGCAGCGGAUGUUCCUGACCUUCAAGACCGCUGGCACGUCAAUCUUCUUCACCUCCAUCACCGACUUCAUUGCCUUCGCCGUGGGAGCCUCCAGCAGCUUCCCUGCUGUGCAAGGCUUCUGUGCGUACGCGGCUUCCGGGGUUAUCCUCCUCUUCGUCCACCAGCUCCUCUUCUUCGGAGCCUUCAUGGCCCUCGAUGCUCAUCGCGAGUACUGCCAGCUCUCCUGGUGGUGGCUGCUGCUAGGGAGGGGCGUCCUCUGGUCCCCGCGCUACGACAGCCAGGCAAGCCCCGCCAGCACCAGCUACCUCAAUGCCGAGGGGGACUGCAGGACUCAGCCUGAGACGGCGUACGUGACACGGUUCGCGGCGGGCUACGGCGCGUUCCUCCUCCAACCCAAAGUCGCAGCCCUGGUUCUCCUCGGUUUCGCGGGUUACCUCGGGAUCGCACUGUACGGGGCAGCGAAUGUCGGGACCGGGCUGGACCUGCGAGACCUGGCCUCCUCGGACUCUUACUGGACGACGUUUGUGACGCAGAACUUCAGGCUGUUCAACAGUGUCGGUCCUUUGUACACCGUUGCUGUUCCUGCUCACUCCUCCGACCUGAGCGUUCGGGCAGAAAGGGAUAAGCUCCUGCGCGUGGUAGCCACGAUCGAAGACGAUGCCUGCUUCCUCCGCGAACGCAACGGGCUAUGGCUGCGAGAUUUCAACCAGUACGAGACCAAUAAAGGAGUGAGGCCGGAGGAUCUGAACGGACCAGCCUUCAAGGAGGAGCUGCGAACGUGGCUGGAGGGUGCCGGAGAAAUAUUUCAGCCAGACUUCGUGAUUGACAAGGACAAGCCGUCGGAGUGGAGGAUGCUGAUGAGUCGCUUCAGGGUGAGGCAGAUACCUCCCAAGACCACGAGCGGGGACAAGACUGGCGUCCCUUGUCUCAAGAAGAUCAGAAGCAUUCUUGACGACAACUUCCCGCACGACUUGCACGACCGCCCGCUCACUGUCGAUGUGGACAACACGUUCGUCUUCUUCGAAGCCUCAGCCAUCAUUGUGACACAGACCAUCUUGAACCUUGUCUAUGCGGCCGCUGCCUGCUUCUUGGUUACCGUCAUCAUCAUUCCUCAUCCGAUCCUCUGUGUUGUUGCCAUGAUCGUCGUUUCCAUGAUUCUGGUCGGCACUUUGGCGAGCAUGACCCUGAUCUCCAACCUGAGGAUAGAGACGAUCUCCAUGAUAGACCUCGUUUUGGCCAUCGGCUUUUCCAUCGACAACGUGGCACACUACAUCCACGCCUUCAUGUCAAGCCGAGCCGGUGCAGGGGGAGACACGAGCGCAAGCACGCGGCGGAAGCUGAUGGCCAUUGACGCGCUGGAGAGGAUCGGGAUGCCAAUCCUAGCAGCUGAUCUUUCAACCAUGAUCGCACUGCUCCCUCUGGUGGGAUCCAAGAGCAGAAUCUUCGCCUCCUUCUUCUCCAUUCUCUUCACCGUUCUGUUUCUUGGCGGGAUUCAUGCUGUGGUUUUCUUGCCUGUCUUCUUGGGAUACUUCGGGCCUGUGCUGGGUCCAGCGCUGGAAGACAAACCGACGACUCUAGUGGAAGAUCAGGAGCUAUCGUUCCAAUCUACCGUUCAGAGAGUGGAAGUAACCCAGGAGGGGGAGGCUGAGAUCGUGAUAGACGAGCCCAAGUUGGCAGGGGAGUAUGGCAGCGGAUGA
Messenger RNA from Guillardia theta CCMP2712, 2781 nucleotides. RefSeq lists its product as hypothetical. Gene Ontology annotation, cellular component: membrane. The record is from RefSeq and is a predicted model, not a curated record. The coding region runs from base 1 to 2781 and encodes 926 amino acids. NCBI's taxonomy places the organism in Eukaryota, Cryptophyceae, Pyrenomonadales, Geminigeraceae. The transcript is spliced from 8 exons.